This is a messenger RNA of Staurois parvus, 1224 nucleotides long. The record is from the annotation of a GenBank genome assembly. NCBI's taxonomy places the organism in Eukaryota, Metazoa, Chordata, Amphibia, Anura, Ranidae.
AUGGUGAAUUUCCCAAAAGUAAGAAUACUCCGCACCAAGAAGAGAGAAGGUCUGAUUCGAACCCGUAUGUUAGGAGCCGCUGCUGCCAUUGGAGAGGUCAUCACUUUUCUCGACUCACACUGUGAAGCCAAUGUAAACUGGCUUCCACCUCUGCUUGACCGUAUAGCUCAGAAUCACAAGACGAUUGUGUGUCCCAUGAUUGAUGUCGUCGACCAUGACCACUUUGGAUAUGAGACACAAGCGGGAGAUGCCAUGCGAGGGGCCUUUGACUGGGAAAUGUUUUACAAGCGAAUCCCCAUCCCUUCUCAGAUUCAGAAUCCUGAUCCCAGUGAGCCUUUUGAGUCUCCAGUUAUGGCCGGUGGAUUAUUCGCUGUAGACAGAAAAUGGUUCUGGGAACUUGGAGGAUACGAUCCUGGGUUGGAGAUCUGGGGAGGAGAGCAGUAUGAGAUAUCAUUCAAGGUGUGGAUGUGCGGAGGUCGGAUGGAAGAUGCGCCAUGCUCUCGAGUGGGACAUAUUUACCGGAAAUAUGUGCCCUACAAGGUUCCUGCUGGUGUCAGUCUGGCAAGGAACCUGAAGAGAGUAGCUGAAGUGUGGAUGGAUGAAUAUGCAGAAUAUAUCUACCAACGACGCCCUGACUACCGGCAUCUCUCACCUGGUGAUGUGACAUCUCAGAAGGAGCUGCGCAGCAGAUUAAACUGUCAGACUUUCAAGUGGUUCAUGACUAAAGUGGCUUGGGACUUGCCAAAAUAUUACCCGCCUGUUGAGCCUCCUGCUGCUUCUUGGGGAGAGAUUCGGAACAAGAAGACAGGCCUCUGUGCAGACAGUAAGCAUGCCUCUGUGGGCUCUGAGCUACGACUGGAAACCUGCACCAAGGGGCGUAAGGCAGAUGCAUGGAAUACUGUGCAGGUAUUCACCCUGGGAUGGAGAGAAGACAUACGUCCUGGAGAUCCAUUGCACACCAAAAAAGUAUGCUUUGAUGCCAUAUCUCACACCAGUCCUGUCACACUCUUUGAUUGCCAUGGGAUGAGAGGGAACCAGCUUUGGAAAUACAAAAAGGAUAAGACCAUCUAUCACCCCGUCAGUAACAGCUGUUUAGACUGCAGCGAAUCAGACCGCAAGAUCUUCAUGAACAUUUGUAACCCAUCCUCCGAGACACAGCAAUGGACUUUUGAAAACACCAACUCCACAAUAUUAGAAAUCUUCAACAGAGAUCGGGGCUUAUAA